GGGCCGCUAGACGACAACCCGGAGCCUUUCCUCUCCCCACCCCCCACCCCCCUUUGUAACCACCGCCCUGUCCUUUCCUUCGCCGUCUCCUCAGUCGGUCAGCCUAAAGGAGGCGAAGCAUAUGAAAACGUUUCAAAAUGGCCCGACCCUGAGGGAUUAGCAAAGCUUUCCUCGAGGAGCAGGAGGAGAGGCAACAACCUCUGGGGUGGUGGGCGGGUAGGUGGUGGGAAAUCCUUUGCCGUUGCUUCACAGAAGCGCUUCUUCUUGGGAUCGAUCCCCUCCUUUCUCCAAUGGUCCAAAGUGACCCGUCCAAAUCGCCUCCUGUCACAGAAGUAGCGGCGGCGGCGCAAGAGAUGCAGAUGGACUUCCUGGAGAAUCCCCCGGCGCUCGUUACGGCACUGCAGUCUUAUGGCAAAGGUGCAAGAAGGAAAAACAGAUUUAAAGGCUCAGAUGGAAGUACAUCUUCUGAUACUACCUCAAACAGUUUUGUUCGACAGGGUUCAGCGGACUCCUAUACCAGCCGUCCGUCUGAUUCAGAUGUGUCUCUUGAGGAGGACAGAGAAGCGGUGCGGAGAGAGGCUGAACGACAGGCCCAGACACAGCUGGAAAAAGCAAAAACAAAACCUGUUGCAUUUGCAGUACGGACAAAUGUCAGCUACAGUGCAGCCCAUGAUGAUGAUGUCCCUGUUCCAGGCAUGGCGAUCUCAUUUGAAGCUAAAGAUUUCCUACAUGUUAAAGAAAAAUUUAACAAUGACUGGUGGAUAGGACGAUUGGUAAAAGAAGGCUGUGAAAUAGGAUUUAUACCAAGUCCAGUGAAAUUAGAAAAUAUGAGGAUGCAGCAUGAACAAAAAGCUAAGCAAGGAAAAUUUUACUCUAGUAAAUCAGGAGGAAAUUCAUCAUCUAGUUUGGGUGAUGUAGUACCCAGUUCCAGAAAGUCUACACCUCCAUCAUCUGCUAUAGAUAUAGAUGCCACUGGUUUAGAGGCAGAAGAAAUUGAUAUUCCAGCAAACCAUCGCUCCCCCAAACCCAGUGCAAACACUGUCACAUCACCCCAUUCCAAAGAGAAAAGAAUGCCCUUCUUUAAGAAGACAGAGCACAUCCCUCCAUAUGAUGUAGUGCCUUCUAUGCGACCCGUCGUUUUAGUGGGGCCUUCUUUAAAGGGAUAUGAGGUGACGGAUAUGAUGCAAAAAGCAUUAUUUGAUUUUUUAAAACAUAGAUUUGAAGGGCGUAUUUCAAUCACACGGGUCACAGCAGAUAUCUCGCUUGCCAAGCGUUCAGUAUUAAACAAUCCCAGCAAGCAUGCAAUAAUAGAACGAUCGAAUACAAGGUCAAGCUUAGCUGAAGUUCAGAGUGAAAUUGAACGAAUAUUUGAGUUAGCAAGAACAUUACAGUUGGUAGUACUUGAUGCUGAUACUAUUAAUCAUCCUGCUCAACUUAGCAAAACUUCCCUGGCACCCAUUAUAGUAUAUGUAAAGAUUACUUCUCCAAAGGUUUUACAAAGACUGAUAAAAUCCCGAGGCAAAUCUCAGGCUAAGCAUCUUAACGUUCAAAUGGUAGCAGCUGAUAAACUGGCUCAGUGCCCUCCGGAAAUGUUUGAUGUGAUUCUGGAUGAGAACCAGCUUGAAGAUGCUUGUGAACACCUGGCUGACUAUUUGGAAGCAUACUGGAAGGCCACACAUCCUACUAGCAGCCACCCUUCCAAUCAGCUUCUCACUCGCACAUUGGCAUCUGCCACUCUUCCUAUCAAUCCUGGCCCAAAUGUUAAUUUACAGGGAUCUCAGGUUGAUCAGAGGAAUGAGCAAUCAACCACUGAAAGAACUGGUUCACAGGGAGAAGAAGAAACAAGAGUUGAAACCACCAGAAAAUCUCAGCAUCGCUCUUCCUCUUCAGGACAUCAUCAUAACCAUCGUAGUGGAACUAGCCGUGGGUUAUCUCGACAAGAAACUGUUGACUCAGAAACACAAGACAACAAAGAUUCAGCAUGUGUAGAACCAAAAGAGGACCACUCACAUGAGCCCUAUGAUUCUCAUAGAGAUCAUAAUCACAAGGAUGAACCCCAUGGCGUCAGUGAUCACAGACAUCGAGAAUCAAGGCAUCGAUCAAAGGAAAGGGACAGAGAGCAGGACCACAAUGAAGGCAACAAACAACGUAGCCGCCAUAAAUCAAGGGACCAGUAUUGUGACAGGGAUGGAGAAGUGGUACCUAAGAAACGUAGUGACACUGUGGAAUGGAAGAGAGAUGUAUAUAUCCAUCAGUAACACCUGUCUCUGACAGUUUUGUGUUUCUUUUGAAAUUGGGUAUGAGAAAGAUCCUUAAAAUAAUCUUUUUUUUCCACUGCAGAAUGUAGUACACCUUGUAUGCUGAUUUUAAAGUGCUGGUGCUUUCAAAUUGAUAGCAUAAAAUAGGAUAUUCAUUUUGAUUAAUGCUGUAACUCACUGGCAUAGUGCAACUACAGAAUUUCUGAAGUUAUGCUAUGCUGUUUUUUUUUCCAAACUGAUUCUUGUAGCUGCCAUUUGAACAGAUAUCUGUUGCCAUCAAGGUGGUAUUAAUGUUUUUAGACAAUACGGUUGAUGUUUAAUACUUUUUCCCAUUUUUCAGCAAGCCAAAAUCAGCAUAUUCAAAUUGAAGCUCUCAGUAGCUCUUUUUUAAAAACAAAUCUAUAGGCACUUGACUUGCAUAUUGAUUUCUGUUGCUUGUUCCCCUGGUGGACUACAUUUUGAAACAGAAUUCAGUCUUGCCUUACACACAGGGGAUCAUAAAGUCAAAAUCUCUUUUCUAUAUACUGGUACUGUGUACUGUAUAGACAAUUUAUAAAUGUUAUUUCUGUAGACACCUUCUUACAUAAGAUUGAUCACACUAUUUUAAAAUCCUAAUGCCAAGUCAGCAGAUUUGCUUUUGAAUUAUGGGCAACUGGAAAAUGGGUAGCACUGUUCACUCUAGACACACUUUCUUAUACUUAGUGUAAAUAGGACUGACCACUUUAGAUUACAUGCUGGAUUUUUCUUGCAAAUUUAUCAUCUUUGCAUUUUAAAUCUAUGGCAAAAAUAAUGUCACACUAUAAAUGGUCCUGCUGUGCACAUUACUUAACCAAUUGCUGACAGCACAGUUUUUUAUCAACUUGACGGGCAACAGUUGACAUAAUGUAUAAGCAUGUGUGUGUCUGAAAGAGUGUGUGUGUUUAUGUUGUGCAUGAGAAAGGGAGAGAGGGAUGGGGAGAAAGAAAGAAAGAAAGAAAGAAAGAAAGAAAUCUUAUUAAAAUUACCUGAGGAUCAACCCAUAUCUUAUUAAUCUGCCAUAAUUAUCAUAUGUUUAUGCUUAGGUAUAAGAUCUUGUCAAGAAGGAGAUAUGGAUGGUUAUUCUUUUUAUAGAAGCAUACCAUUUUUUGCUUCAAGCUUGAUCAAAGCAUCUGAAUGAGGAAACUAGGAUUAAAUCAUAAUGCAUCAAUCAGCUCCAAGUAUAGAUUAUUCUAAAAAUAUGUAUGCUUUUAUUUUUCCUUGCUAUUUUUAAUUCAGAAGCUCAAGAUUGCAGGCAAGUGACAUGGGAAAGUUUACAACUAACAGGUAAUUGGGAAAGCAUCAAUCUGCUGGCUUUUAUUUUAUAUUAUAUUUUGAGGAUCCAGGAAAGUUAAAAACACAAGCAAACGUGAUUGUGAGUGUUUCACUGGAAAUGUAAACUUUCUGUGUUCUAGAGUAUUUGUUUUAGUAAGACAAGUUCACACAACUUGUGGAGAGUUAUUUUGUUGGAAAAUAAAUUUUGUAGCUUCUCUGCUUUUUUCUAUAUUUGACCAUCUUUCUAUUCUAAUCAAUUUGUUCAUUUAUCUUUUACUUAUGGGCUUUACUGCUACACGGUUGCUGAACCAUUAUGAUAAUUUCUACA
Messenger RNA from Ahaetulla prasina, 3876 nucleotides. RefSeq names its product calcium voltage-gated channel auxiliary subunit beta 2 (gene CACNB2). Lineage: Eukaryota; Metazoa; Chordata; Lepidosauria; Squamata; Colubridae. Gene Ontology annotation, cellular component: voltage-gated calcium channel complex. The transcript has 14 exons. Gene Ontology annotation, molecular function: protein binding; high voltage-gated calcium channel activity. The record is from RefSeq and is a predicted model, not a curated record. The coding region runs from base 291 to 2258 and encodes 655 amino acids. Gene Ontology annotation, biological process: regulation of voltage-gated calcium channel activity; chemical synaptic transmission; calcium ion transmembrane transport.